Messenger RNA from Rotaria sp. Silwood2, 3027 nucleotides. NCBI's taxonomy places the organism in Eukaryota, Metazoa, Rotifera, Eurotatoria, Philodinida, Philodinidae. The record is from the annotation of a GenBank genome assembly.
AUGAACUAUACAUUGUCAUCGUUUGAUCGUCAAUAUCAUGAUUAUCUUAUUUUAUCUCCAAUCUAUGCACUUUAUUUAUGUUCAAUUUAUCAUCAAUGUUCAUGGAUCAUAAAAGCAUUUUUUAUUAUUACUUGUUUAAUAGUUCAAUUAUGUUUAUUUGAAUAUAUAUGGUUAACAACAAACAUAUAUUUUCCAUCAAUUCAUCCUUUACAUCAUUAUACAACAUUUACAUUAAUUAUAUUUCAUAGUUUUCUUUUAGUAAUAUCUUCAUAUAUUCGUGAAUGGUUAGAAAAAAUUGAUUUUGUUUGGCUUAAACAAAUUGAUAAUGAACGUUUAAUUAUAAUUCGACAACGUGAUGAACUUAUUAAACAAACAUCAUUAUAUUUACCACUACGUGUUAUUGAUUAUUAUUUACGUAGUGAUUCUGAUUUAGCAUUAUCUCAACAUUAUCAUAUAAAAUAUGAUCGUAUGGCAUUAUUAUAUAUAAAUUUUUUAUCAUUAAAUAUUGAACAUGAAUAUUUAUUGAUAAAUUAUAUUAAUGAUAUUGAAUAUUUAUUAAAAAAUAAUGAAAAUUAUAUUGAUAUAGUUAUGCAUAAAAAAUCUACAAUUAAAGAAAUUAUGUUUUCAAUUGAUAUAAAUACAGAUGAUUCAAUAAAAAAUCUUCAACAAUUAAUUGAACUCUUAUUUCAUAUUGAUGAACGUUUAAAACAAAUAUCAUCAUCAACAAUUAAUCUUGCUGCUUGUUUACAUAUUGGUUGUGUUCAUGAAAUAUUAAUACAUUUUGAAAAAUAUCCUAAAAUUGAUUUAUGGAGUGAAAAUAUUACACUCUUACAAUUACUUAUUAGUAAAACACAAGUUAAUCAUUGUAUAACAACAGCACCAAUUUAUCAUUUAUUAAAUGAUCUUUAUUUAUUUCGAACAGCGGGUUCAAUUGUUAGCACACAAAUUAAUACAGCUAAUAAUACAAAUAUUUAUUAUCUACUUGGUCGUCUUAUUGGAGAUAAUGUCUUUCAGGGUCGUAAUGCUCUUCCAUUAACGAUUGGUCAUACAAAUGUUGGUACUGUUCAAAAAUCUUCUAGUACAGACGAUUCUCAUCAUUCCCAAUCAUCUGAACUUCAUUGUAAAUUAAAUUCUCAAAAAGAACAAAAUCAUACACAAGCAUCAACAACAACAACAACAACAUCAUCAUCAAUAGUUCUUAAUGAACAACAAACUCUUCUUAAACAAUCAUCAUCAUCAUCAUCAGCUCGAAAACAUGUUAGAAUAUCAAAUCAUCUUUCAUCAAUUGAAAAUCCUUCUUAUCGUCAAACACUUUUACAAGCAUUAAAUGCUACAACAAAAAAUAAUACCAAUAAUAAUAAUACUCAACAUCAAAUAAGUCCUAUUAAAAAAUUAUCUAAUCGAUUAAUAACAAAAAAAAAUACACCAUCACCAAUACCAAAAGAAUUUUAUGUACCACGAAUGACACAUUUAAGUGAUAAUAGUUGUUGGUCAUCAAGAGAAGCUAUGAUACAAUCAGAAACAAGUGGAAGUAAAUGUUUAAUUUUAACACAACAAAUGUUGAAUGGAUCAACAGAUGAUAAUAGUCGAUGUAAAUCAACACCACCACCGCCAUCAUCAGCUCGAAUCUCAGCAUCAAAUCGUCAUUUAUCAAUUGAACGAAAAAGUUUUACAGAAGAAGAUUUUCGUCAAUUACUUCAAGAACAAUCAACAAAAGAUGCUAAUAAUGCAUCUCGAAGUUUAUCAAUAACAAAUGAAGAAACAACUUCAUCAUUUUCUGGUUGGGAUGAUAUUCCAUCAUCACCAUUACCAAGUAUUAAAUCUAAUCAUGUAAACGUUCAACAAAAACAAGAAGAAUCUAUUAAACCUACAUCAUCACCACUUGUUGAUUGUUAUUAUCCACGUCGUCCAUGUGAUCUAUCAUUUACAGUUAAUAUGACCACAAUUGAAGAUGAUAAUAGUAGUCGAACUGAUGCAAAAUCAACAAUUAUUGCUUCACCAUCAUCAACUGUUGUUACAAUUACUUCACCACAGCCUCCACCACCUCCACCACCACCACCACUGCCACCAACACAACCAACACUACCAGUAUCUAUUGCUAAACCAACUGUUAUUACAUCUCCAUCACAACAACAAAUUCCAAGAUAUCGACCAGCACCAUUUAAUUUAGCACGUAAAUUGAUAGCUGAGACAUCUGAAAGUGCUCUAUCAGAAAUUUCCGUUGAAUAUCACCAUGAACCAUGGACACAAAAUAUUGUUUAUCAAUCAAAAGAUCCUCAACGAACACGUCUUUCAUCAAGCUAUAGUAAUUUACAUGAUUUUUUACAAACAAACGACUCAUCAAAAUAUCGUCCUAAACAAAUUCAAUCACCAACAAUAAUUCAUAGCGAUUUAUUACAACGUUGGCUUGAAGAUCAACUUAAUCUAUUUCGAUAUCAAGUUAAACAAACUCCACCAUUAUCAACAAAAAAAAAUAAUCGAUUUUCAAAUAAUAUUGUUAUGAAGAAUGAUUCAACAGAUGAUGAGUCAGAUACUGUUAGUGAACAUACAUUUACUGCUUUAACAAAUCAAUCAAAUUCACAAUCAAAACCUGUAUCAUCAAAUAAACGUCCAUAUAAUCAUGUCAGAUAUAAACCAUUACGAAAAAAUUCAACACCAGCAUCAAAUCUUAUUCGACAUGAAUCUCUUAAAUAUCGUAAUAGACCAUUAUCAUUUGAAAAUAAUCCUCGAUUAAAUAAAACAUCUUAUAAUUAUCAAUCAAAUCAUAUAAAAAAACCUCCUCAUCGAACUGAUUCAUCAUCAAUGCCUCGUUCAGAUUUAAGUGAUAUAUCAUCAUCUCGACCAGAUAAUUUAUCUGAAAGUGUUAUAUCAAAUCUUGAAUCUGAAUAUGAUAAUAUAUAUACUCAACCAAUAAAUUUAAAUACAACAACAACAAUUAUGACUAAUUCACAAAUUUUAAGUGAUGAUGAUGAUGAUGAAACUACUUUAGCAACAACAAUAACAACAAACAAUCGAUGUUACUUUUAA